UAACAGACUCAUGGUCCCUCUCAUUGUGAUGAAUGUGUUCUGGGGCUUCCUCGGCUUUUUGGUGCCCCGGUUCAUCCCUAAGGGUGCCAGUGAGGGAAUUAUCACCACCAUGCUGGUGGCAUGUUCAGUGUGCUGCUAUCUUUAUUUGACUGAUUGCCAUUCUGGCCCACCCAACCCUCUCUUUGGACCGCAGUGGGAAAAUGAGACCAUUUGA
Molecule: messenger RNA, 214 nt
Organism: Neofelis nebulosa (Clouded leopard)
Lineage: Eukaryota; Metazoa; Chordata; Mammalia; Carnivora; Felidae
Product: V-type proton ATPase subunit e 1-like
Exons: 1
Coding region: 11-214 (67 amino acids)
Biological process (GO): proton transmembrane transport
Cellular component (GO): proton-transporting V-type ATPase, V0 domain
Molecular function (GO): proton-transporting ATPase activity, rotational mechanism
Source: RefSeq, a predicted model, not a curated record